CGUGGCAAUGCUGAGAAACGCGCAAAAGCAAAAUGUGCUAACGCGUAGAGGUCUAUUUUGUACGCGAAACAGUAAAAAAGAGAAAAGAAAUAUUUGUACUAUUUUUCUAACGUUUAUACCCUUUUUAUAAAUGAAUACCAGCCACUGAUAAUGCGCUGAGGGCCCGUUUUUAAAACAGCAACAGCGAAGAGUGGAUGGGAUCGAUUGCCAAACCCCAACCGAUUCGAAUGCGGAAAAUGAUGUAAAACGGGGGAAAUCGGAUCGGAAAUCUAAACCUGAAAGGCCCCUCAGCACAGCCACAAAAUGGAAAGGCACUAGCAAGCCCAAGAUGAGCAUGUCGUGGCAUUUUUGAGCAUCAUCGAUCUUUGUUUGUUUGCCAGCUUUCGGUUCGAGUUCUCCAAGUUCACAGUCACUAGAGUCGCCCAGCUCCCGGUCCAGAUCCAGACCCCGGCCCAGGCCCGACACCUUAACCCAAGCCCGCUCCCAGCCCCAAUCCCAGCGAGCAGCCCAUGAUGCAUAUCAAGAGUCUGCCCCACGCCCAUGCCGCUGCCACGGCGAUGAGCAGCAACUGUGACAUCGUCAUCGUGGCCUCCCAGCCGCAGACGACUAUAGCGAAUAACAACAACAACGAUACGGUCACCCAGGCCACGCAUCCCAGCCAUUUAGCUGCGGCCCAGCAGCAGCAACAGCAGCAGCAUCACCAGCAGCAGCAGCAGCAGCAACAACCAAGUGGACCUCCGUCCGCACCGCCGCCGCCCACGGAGCUGCCUCUGCCCUUCCAAAUGCACCUAACCGGGAUCUCGGCGGAGGCGCACAGCGCCGCCCAAGCAGCAGCCAUGGCAGCCGCCCAAGCCGCAGCGGCACAGGCAGCGGCGGCCGAGCAGCAGCAGGCUCCACCGCCGCCCCCGCACCUGGCGCACCUUCACAGUCCGACGAUCCCCAGCGAUCACUAUUUGUCAAGCAAUGGGCAUGGCGAACAUCCAGGGGAGGCGGCUCCGGGGAGCAAUGGAAGUGCAGGGGGUGGCGGCGGUGCUCGGGAGCACGAGAAGCCCUUCCACUGCACCGUGUGCGAUCGCCGAUUUCGGCAGCUGAGCACUCUGACCAAUCACGUGAAGAUCCACACCGGCGAGAAGCCCUACAAGUGCAACGUUUGUGAUAAGACCUUCCGUCAAUCGUCGACUCUGACGAACCAUCUGAAGAUCCACACGGGCGAGAAGCCCUACAACUGCAACUACUGUCCCAAGCAUUUCCGUCAGCUGAGCACCCUGGCCAAUCACGUCAAGAUCCACACGGGUGAGAAGCCCUUCGAGUGCGUGAUCUGCAAGAAGCAGUUCCGCCAGUCCAGCACGCUCAACAAUCACAUAAAGAUUCACGUCAUGGACAAGGUCUACGUUCCUGUCAAGAUCAAAACGGAAGAGGAGGAGGGGUGACUAGGACGCAUGGCGUUGGCGGCACACCACCAUCAGCAGCAUCAGCACCAGCCGCAGCAGCAGCCGAGUCUCCACCCACAGCCGCCGCAGCAGCACCAGCCGCAACACCACCAGCAGCCUCCGCCUCCGUCCCAACAGCUCUCUCAGAUCGAGGAGCACCAGCAGCGAGGAGUGACCAUCACCACGCUGCACCACCAGCAUGGAAGCAGCACCGGCUCGCCGCACCAUCACUUCAAUCUGGGGGAUCUGUCCAGCGCCAUGCAGCUCGGAGCUGUGACGGCGGACGGCAACUUUGUCACCAUGGGCGGUGUGGUGGUGGGACGGAUCCAGCACUCGCGGGAGGAGCUGCAGCAGCUGGGCGUGAUCAAGGUCGAAUCGCCAUCGAAUGGUGCGACAGCCACAGCGCAGCGCGAGGGAUGAGUCGAUGAGCUGCUCCUCGAAAUGCUCAAGGAGGAGAACGUAGCAGAGGAGGAGGAGGAUGAGUUAGAGUUAGAGGAGGAUCCAGAGCAUUCAGAAGAGCAGCGAUGAGUCGUGUUUGGUGUGUACGCUUACGUUGUUGUUAGUUGUUUAAUUGUAGCGAACAUUGUUGUUGUUGUUAAGGUUUAAAUGUGUGACUAAGAACUUACCAAGAUGAAUGUAUAGCAAACGCUUCAAAAGUAGCUAACCGAGAGCCUGGAGAGAGCCACCACCACCACCACUACCAGCAGCCCGAGAGCUCACAGAAAACCGAACCGAGAACCUAGAACCUAGAACCCCAACCACAAGUUGCACCCAAGAACCACACUCUCAGCCCCCAGCAAUAGAUUAACUUCAACACUACUCACCUAAAUAAACCAUAGACGUUAACUAGGAGCCACUAGCAUGGGAACUAAACUGCUAAUGAGAAAAACCGAAAAUAAGAACCGAUAGUAAGCAAAAAGUCAUUGCGUGUAAGUUGAGGAAUGUGCAAGAAAGCAGAACUGCAACCGUUUACAAUUUUAAAUUUGUUGACCCCCUUUUUCAGAUUGUUUAAACUUAAACUAGCAUUUAAAUUUAAGAGAAAUUGUUGUACACACUUGACUUAGUCAAUUUUGCCGAUUGUUUUAGCCCCGCAUCCCGUGAAACGAUUUACUGAGGGCGUGUUUCUGGUAUGGGUUUUACACAAAUUCAAUUUGUUUUUAAACGAAAAUAUAUAAAUUCCUAGCCUAAUUAUUUAAUUUUAUAUAGAAAUUAUUGAAGAGAAAACUCUACCCUAAAUGAACAGAGAAUGGCAAGCAAAUAAAAUUCUAAUAGUCUUAAGAGGUCGAAACUAUAUAAUUUUUUAACCCGUAACCUAGAGAGCCAUAGUUUGUAAAGCAGCGUUUUUUUAAUUUUAAUUGAUUAGUCUUAGUAGUUUUAAUUUCGGCAUUGGCAUACUUUGGAAACACAAAAGCUGUCAACGGCUAGCCUUCGUCUAAAUAUUAGUUAAUGAAGUAACACAAACUAAUGCUAAUUACGAUAAUACGAUAGGUAAAAGUUCUGUACAAAGCCCAACUCCAAUUUGUAUGUAUAAAGCUAGAGCGGCGGAGGUAGCGGAGGAGUUAAACUAAAUUUGUAAAGCAAACCCUUUUCGAAAGAAAAUGAUAUUUUCUAAAAAUAUAA
Messenger RNA from Drosophila bipectinata, 3050 nucleotides. The record is from RefSeq and is a predicted model, not a curated record. Lineage: Eukaryota; Metazoa; Arthropoda; Insecta; Diptera; Drosophilidae.